CGAUUGAUUGGGCUAGUUACGGAAUCGGAACGUUCGCUUCAGUCGUCCAACGAGCGAAUUAGUGCCCAAUAAAUUACCAUUUUAAGAUGGGAGCUUUCAAUUUGAGGAUCUGCGCCCUGGCGGCCUGUCUUCUGCUGGCGUCGCAGGCCAGCGGCUACACGAUGGAGGAGAUGUGCGCCCAGUGGUCGGGCACCGGGUACGUGGGCAACCCGAGCAACUGCCGUGCCUGGGGCUACUGCCAGGGCCAGAAGCUGUUGGGUUGGGGCACCUGCCCCAACGACUACGUCUUCAACUCGCAGAAGGGGUCCUGUGGAUACGCCAACAGCACGGUGUGUGCCACCAGCGCGGUGGAUACCUGCAAGGCGGCCGCUUCGCCCAUGUACGUGGCCGACCCGCAGAACUGCACCCAGUACUGCUACUGCAAUGGCAAGGGAGACACCGAAUACGGGAACUGCGGCGUCGGAGGCGUCUACUCCGCCGGCACUGGCAAGUGCGUGUGGGGACCCACCUGCCCCCAGGACAACAUCUGCCGGUUCAUGUUGAACGGCAUCUACGUGGGCGACCCGGCCAACUGUGGCUCCUACAUUGCCUGCAACAAUGGCGUCGGCACGGCCGGCAAAUGCGGCACUGAUCUGACUUACAACCUGGCCAAUGGCUACUGCCAGACGACCAACAACUGCGACGGGGACAAUAGCAACAGUGGAUCCGACGGAGAGUUUACGAUUAAUGAACCAGACACCACAAUUUGCGCAAAGAACUGGGAAGCUGCAGAGUUUCCAAAAGUAGGCACAGUAACACAGACAUAUAAGUACGUUUCGGAUGAUACAACUUGCUAUGGCUAUUACUACUGUGCGACCAAAGAAGGCACUGGCUAUUGGAACGAGUGUCCUACCGGCACCCAAUUCAAUCAAGCGGCAGGAAAGUGCGUUUCACCGGCCUCAUUCAGUUGCGCCUACGACCGAUGUGGAAACGUGAAUUCUCAGUUCAUGACCGUUUUGAACAGCAAUUGCCAGAAGUACAAAAUCUGCGCCAGCUCCGUGGUUCAAUCAUGCCCCAACAACUUGUACUACGACGAGGUGUACAAUAUCUGCACAACCGAUGAGCCCACGUACGCGAUCUGCAAAGCAACGUAAUUCCCCUCUGUCUAUAUCCAAUGUCGAGAUGGCUGAUGCCGAGAUGGAUGUUUAAAAACGCACAUAAACUAUAUUCCUGGUCUUUACUGGGAAAGCAUUGAAAGAAGAAAACUAAUAAAAAUAAAAUCGACUUCGACCAA
Drosophila rhopaloa is the source of this 1273-nucleotide messenger RNA. RefSeq names its product peritrophin-44. The transcript has 2 exons. Gene Ontology annotation, cellular component: extracellular region. The record is from RefSeq and is a predicted model, not a curated record. Lineage: Eukaryota; Metazoa; Arthropoda; Insecta; Diptera; Drosophilidae. Bases 87 to 1133 code for a protein of 348 amino acids. Gene Ontology annotation, molecular function: chitin binding.